Molecule: messenger RNA, 6886 nt
Organism: Pelobates fuscus (common spadefoot toad)
Lineage: Eukaryota; Metazoa; Chordata; Amphibia; Anura; Pelobatidae
Gene: HEG1
Product: heart development protein with EGF like domains 1
Exons: 13
Coding region: 1-5457 (1818 amino acids)
Biological process (GO): heart development
Molecular function (GO): calcium ion binding
Source: RefSeq, a predicted model, not a curated record
AUGAUCCGGGCUGCGGGGCUCCUGCUCCUGCUCCAGCUCCUGAGAGGGGCCCCCUGCACCGGCUCUCUGCCUAGCAGGGGCCCCAGCACUGAGAGCCCCCCAGCACCCCACCUAGCAAGGACUGAGAGCCCCCCAAAUCCACUCAUAGCAAGGACUGAGAACCCCCCAAAUCCACUCAUAGCAAGGACUGAGAGCCCCCCAAAUCCACUCAUAGCAAGGACUGAGAGCCCCCCAAAUCCACUCAUAGCAAGGACUGAGAGCCCCCCAAAUCCACUCAUAGCAAGGACUGAGAGCCCCCCAAAUCCACUCAUAGCAAGGACUGAGAACCCCCCAAAUCCACUCAUAGCAAGGACUGAGAGCCCCCCAAAUCCACUCAUAGCAAGGACUGAGAGCCCCCCAAAUCCACUCAUAGCAAGGACCGAGAGCCCCCCAAAUCCACUCAUAGCAAGGACCGAGAGCCCCCCAAAUCCACUCAUAGCAAGGACUGAGAGCCCCCCAAAUCCACUCAUAGCAAGGACUGAGAGCCCCCCAAAUCCACUCAUAGCAAGGACUGAGAGCCCCCCAAAUCCACUCAUAGCAAGGACUGAGAGCCCCCACCUAGCAUGGACUGAGAGCCCCCCAAAUCCACACCUAGCAUGGACAGAGAGCCCCCACAUAGCAAGGACUGAGAGCCCCCCAGCACCUCACCUAGCAUGGACUGAGAGCCCCCCAAAUCCACUCAUAGCAAGGAAUGAGAGCCCCCCAAAUUCACACCUAGCAUGGACUGAGAGCCCCCCAAAUCCACACAUAGAAAGGACUGAGAGCCCCCCAAAUCCACACCGAGCAAGGACUGAGAGCCCCCCAAAUCCACACCUAGCAAGGAAUGAGAGCCCCCCAAAUUCACACCUAGCAUGGACUGAGAGCCCCCCAAAUCCACACAUAGAAAGGACUGAGAGCCCCCCAAAUCCACACCGAGCAAGGACUGAGAGCCCCCCAAAUCCACUCAUAGCAUUGACAGAGAGCCCCCCAAAUCCACUCAUAGCAAGGACAGAGAGCCCCCCAAAUCCCCACGUAGCUAGGACUGAUAUCAUAUCAGAACACAGUGUGUACAUCCCAUCAGAACCAGGAGGCACUAAGACCCAUAUUCAAUCAGAACCUGGUGACCAGGGAGCCAACAUCUUGUUAGAUCCAGGGGUACGUUGGAGAAAAUCUGGGUCACAUUUAGCAGAAGUCCAGACUCGAUCUCCAACCCAACAACCUGGCCAUGGAGGAGCGCAGUUUCCAUCAGAACCUGGAAAAAUGAGAACUCACACAUGGUCAGAACCAGAGCUAACAUGGACCAAUAACCCAUCGCAACUCAACUCCACCAGAACCAUCCGACAUGCUUACAUCCCAGCAGAACCUCCAAGAACCAAGAAACAUGACUUUACCAAGCCAGGGAACACUCUGCAAGAAAACAGGACUGGGACACAAAUUUCAUCAGAACCAGAGGGUCCUAGGAACCACAUCCUCUCAGAGGACAAAGACCCUUCAAUGAAAAUCUCAACAAUAUCAAUCAAACCUUCCGUAAAGAACCAGUCAGAACACACAUACACAGAACCAGACAGGACGGGCAUGUACACAGCAUCAGAACAAAACAGGACUGGCACAUACCCUUCAUCUCAGCUAAACAAAAUGACUAAAUACUCAUCAACUGACCUAAACAGGACAAGGAGCCCUCUACCAACUGACCUAAACAGGACAGGGAGCCCUCCACCAAAUGAUCUAAAAAGGACAAGGAGCCCUCUACCAACUGACCUUAACAGGACAAGGAGCCCUCUACCAACUGACCUAAACAGGACAGGGAGCCCUCCACCAACUGAUCUAAAAAGGACAAGGAGCCCUCUACCAACUGACCUAAACAGGACAGGGAGCCCUCUACCAGCUGACCUAAACAGGACAGGGAUCCCUCCACCAACUGACCUAAACAGGACAGGGCGCCCUCCACCAACUGAUCUAAAAAGGACAAGGAGCCCUCUACCAACUGACCUAAACAGGACAGGGAGCCCUCUACCAACUGACCUAAAUAGGACAGGGAGCCCUCCACCAACUGACCUAAACAGGACAGGGAUCCCUCCACUAACUGACCUAAACAGGACAGGGAGCCCUCCACCAACUGACCUAAACACGACAGGGAGCCCUCCAUCAACUGACCUAAACAGGGCUGGGAGCCCUCUACCAACUGACCUAAACAGGACUGGGAACCCUCCACCAACUGACAUAAACAGGACAAGGAGCCCUCCACCAACUGACCUAGGGAGCCCACCACCAACAGACCUAAACAGGACAGGGGGCCCUCUACCAACUGUCCAAAUCAGGACAGAGAGCAUUCCACGAACUGACCUAAACAGGACUAGGACCUCUCAACCAACUGAUCUAAACAGGACUGGGACCUCUCAACCAACUGAUCUAAACAGGACUGGGACCUCUCAACCAACCGAUCUAAACAGGACUGGAAGCCCUCUACCAUCUGAUCUAAACAGGACUGGAAGCCCUCUACCAACUGACCUAUACAGGACUGGGACCUCUCAACCAACUGAUCUAAACAGGACUGGGACCUCUCAACCAACUGAUCUAAACAGGACUGGGAGCCGCUCACUCACAGAACCAAACAGGACAGCCACACACAGGGCUGACACAGAGCAUGCCGGAUCAGAAACAGGAAGAACAGAAUCAGAUCCUCUAUCAGGAAUGAGAGAGACGAGCUCAGCCACAGAUAUGACUGAAAGGCCGGACACAAGAAGACAUGUCUCUAAGCGGAUGUCCCAUACCGAUACAACAUACAUUGCUACUUUCUUUACCAGAGGUGGUGACAGGACAUUAUUAUCAGUUACAAAUGGCAGCGUUUUGUCAGAUAUCACGGAGAUUACUGCCGCUUACAACACAGUUGACGAUGGCGCACAUUCUAAAAAUCGCAAAGUUGGAUCCACAUCAGGGGAUUAUGGUAACAGAACAGAACCAGGUUCUGAAAUAACUGUAAGGAAGUCUGAUAAUUCCACUCAAGACUUUACGACAUGGAGCUCGCCAUCUGUCUCUGGAAUCUCCGUGCCUGCUACUGACUCAUUAUUGACUCCUUCUUACAGGAACUCCACUGAUUCAUCCUCCAUUUCUCACCUUUUACCUGAUUCCACAGUCAAUUCCACGGCCUCUUUCACCAGCAUCUCUGUCACUUCUCCAAACUUAACCAAUGUUACUGCAUCAAGUAAUUCAAGCUUGGAUUUCACUUCUUCAUCUCUGCCCUCCUCCAACUCAUCGAUGAUGGUAUCUGAACUGUCAUCAUCCUCAGCACCAUUUUCAUCUUCCUCUAGUGAGUCAUUGUCAUCACCUCAAGAAGCUGUCACAUUGACCAACUCGUUCCCCACAAAGUCUUCCUCUACUGAGUUUUUCUCAUCCUCUCCAAUUCCUUUAACACUAGUUUUUUCAGAUCAUCGCUCUGCCUCGCCACCUCCAUCUCGUUCUGAGGUCCCAUCAAUCUCUGUUUUCACAAGUUCAUAUGUCCCACUUAAAACAACAUCAUAUCUGCCUGGAGUUUCCCCAGUGUCACCCUACACAAUGCCACCACUAUCAUCUGCCACCAUGUCAUCUACAGUAGACAACACUGAGCCAAGUGUCCCUUUCACAGCAUCGCAGACAUCAAGCCAGAUAACCUCACACUCUUCAGCAGUUUCUAGUUAUUCAGUAACUGGGAUUGUCCUCCACACAAUUCAGCCAUCUAGUACCGUCGCUGACACAGCAAGCUAUGAAGGCACGGGCUCUUAUGAAACCAGUUCAACUCUCUCAUCAACAGUCCAGUUACCAUCUGGAACCUUGGAACCUGUGGAUACAUCUACAUCAACAGUCUUUUUUAAAGAGAACACUACAAACCCAUUUUCUCAGUCUCCAGCUCCAUAUACAGAUUAUGUUCCAGCUGCCACAACUUCAGAGAGCCUGUUAAUACCUUCUCUCCAUUCUAGCACAAAACCAUCGCCUCAGCAGAAUGAUAACACCACAUUGUCAGUCACCAUCAGCUUGACUACAGAGGAUGCCAGCAGGCAGACUAUGAGUGGCUGGACAACCGAAAUGAACCCACAAACAUUAACACCAUGGGUGGGUUUAGAGUGGAGUAUGCCAACCACUGCCAGAAGUCGUAAUGCAGGUACUCCAGUGACAGAUUCUCCUGCUACUGUGAAUGGGAAAUAUUCUGUCACCGCCGCACCUCAGCUGCCCACGUCUACACUUUCCGGCACUACCACCACAGUACCAGUCAGUCCAUGUUCAUCAAACCCAUGUCAAAAUGGAGGCCGUUGCACAGAGAAUAGGAUUCGGAGCACCUUCCAGUGUGAGUGCCCACCAGCCUGGCAAGGAACCCACUGCCAUCGAGACGUGGAUGAAUGUCUCUCAGAUCCGUGUCCGCCACAGACCACUUGCGCCAACAUUAAGGGCUCCUUCAGCUGCCGCUGUCCCCUGGGGUAUAUUCUGCAGAAAGGAACCGGGUGCAUUCUGGUCAGGACGUUUCUUGGGCAAAUUAAUGUACCACACGGCGUUCGGAAUGGAAGCGGGCGUAAAUAUGCCAAUUUACAUGAAAUUGAGGAGGCAAUAGUGAGCAUACUGAGUUCGUCCUUUGCCUCGAUAAAUGGCUAUUACCGAUCAAUGGUGACAAACAGCAGCCGAACCAAUCAAAUCACGGUCUCCGUUCAAAGUCUGUUUUCUUUAGCUUCAAAUGUUACAACGAACCUUCUAACAGAGAAUCUCCAGAGCUUCAUCCAAUCCUGUGACUCACAGCCUGAGAAACACCCUGGCUGCCACCUUGCCAUGCACCCUCAGCUCUCUUAUUUUGCUGUGAGUCUGUGUUAUGUGAAGAACCCGGGCUGUGAUAAAGAAACAACAGACUGCACAGACCUGACAGGGAUCCCUAUCUGUCAGUGCAAGCCAGGCUACUUCAAAUACACCAAGAUGGACCACUCCUGUCGUGCUUGUGAAGAUGGUUAUAAACGAGAGAAUGGCACCUGCAUGAGAUGUCCUUUUGGUCUGGGAGGAUUUAACUGCUCGAACCCGUAUCAGCUCAUAACAGUUAUUAUUGCCUCGGCUGGAGGGGGAAUUCUGCUGGUACUGGGCAUCGCACUCACCGUGACGUGUUGCAGGAAGAACAAGAAUGACGUCAGCAAACUGAUCUUUAAGAGUGGUGAUUUCCAGAUGUCGCCGUAUGCAGAAUACGCGAAGACCCCGCGAUCCUCUGACUGGGGGCGCGAGACGAUUGAGAUGCAGGAGAAUGGCAGCACCAAGAAUCUCCUGCAGAUGACAGAUGUGUAUUAUUCUCCGGGUUUACGGAAUUCAGAGCUUGAAAGAAACGGUCUUUACGCCUACACAGGGAUACCUGGAUCGCGCCACUCCUGUAUUUAUCCCGGACAGUUCAACCCUUCGUUUAUUAACGAGGAUAAUAGGAGGCGAGACUACUUUUAGCUCCAGAUGUAGAGUAGCUUUGUGCCCAAAGACGUCAACAAACUCACAAGGCAGAUUCUCCAUCCUUCACUCGAUGUGCUGUGUCCUCAAACGACGGAUGUGUAGUGGAACCACAGCUACUAGCUCAUUACCACGGGUAACUCAAGGCGUGUGUUUAGAAAACAAUCCGAUUCGGACACUGUGUCAGAGCUGGGGAGAUUCUGGAUACAAUCGUUGCAGAUUUUGCUUACUAGCCAACGUGUAAAAGGACUGCCUAUCGCACACCAGGGCUAGCCAACCGGUACAAAGACUAGCCAUCCCAUACCGGGGCUAGCCAACCGGUACAAGGACUAGCCAUCCCAUACCGGGGCUAGCCAACUGGUACAAGGACUAGCCAUCCCAUACCGGGGCUAGCCAACCGGUACAAGGACUAGCCAUCCCAUACCGGGGCUAGCCAACCGGUACAAGGACUAGCCAUCCCACACCGGGGCUAGCCAACCGGUACAAGGACUAGCCAUCCCAUACCGGGGCUAGCCAACCCAUUAUUGAGACUGGCGACAUCGUUACAUUAGAAAGCACAGACUCGCUAUUUAUUUUGUUGCACUGAGAUACAAAGUGUCACAAACAGACAGAGGGCCUUCACCAUGGAAACCUGGAGAAAAUGCAGUAAUAUUCCAUUUGUUUCCAUGGUGAUCACUACUUAUGGGUCACAAACAGAAAAGUUUCAAAUUUGAAGUCUUCCCUGCACUAGCGACUGUUACACCACGCAAGGGCCACGCAAGCACCCUUUCUGCUGUAUUUCACUCCUUUCUGUUCUUUGAAUCCCGAUUUGGAGGGAAAGCUGCUAAGGUUGGGUGUGUCUGGUAUCUGAGCAGCGCAGCUUAUCACAGCGUUCCUUUAGCCCACGCCGACCUUUGUCUGGUGUAUCCGUGAUAAACAGGCUCAGAUCCGGAACCUUCUAUCAGUAUCUCCUCAUAAACCAUUGACUUUCUUCAGCUCAAUGUGCGCAAUCACGGAAAUUCCUGCACAUUGUGCGUUCCUGAUAUCUGUGCAAAUUAAUGUAAUUAACAUCCAGAGUAACCGAGCGCGCACACAGUGUUAUGUAUAAUCUUUAUACAGGAAUGUUGCCAUGCGCAUCGUAUUCAAUCGGCACGCUACAAUGUUACACACACGUUUAUUAUUGAUCCAACAUCAAAAACGCACCAUGUAAAGGUAUCUAGGAUCUUCUAUUCACAAACAUGCCUUCUAAUCCCAUCAAUCUCACCGGAGCCUAUUCCAGGUAUUGGUCUGUUAGUCUUUUACUGGAAGGCGAUUCCAGGUAUCUACUACCCUUUCUAUAUCACUGUUACUGCUCCCACUGGGAGGCUAUUCCAGGUAUCUACUACCCUUUCUAUAUCACUGUUACUGCUCCCACUGGGAGGCUAUUCCAGGUAUCUACUACCCUUUCUAU